Messenger RNA from Oryctolagus cuniculus (rabbit), 970 nucleotides. It is a transcript of the gene SPMIP1, whose product is annotated as sperm microtubule inner protein 1. Lineage: Eukaryota; Metazoa; Chordata; Mammalia; Lagomorpha; Leporidae. The record is from RefSeq and is a predicted model, not a curated record.
AACUCAGGCACUGGCCCUCUGGUUCAAAAAGACCAGCUGGGGGGGUGGGUACGAGGCUUGAACCCAGCCUGUGGCUCUCCCGCCUCAGUCUGCACUGGGCAGAAGGGGGCCUGAGCCGGGGGAAGUUAGCAGAAAGCACAAGAAACCUGGGAGCCGGUGAUACCAGAUCCUGCCCGGGGCCUGCAGCGCCAGCCGGUGUCAGGAUCCCAGCACUGGGCCCGGGCUCCAGGCUGCCUCAGGAGCGGGGCGUGUGAGGUCUGUGUGGGCGCAGCAGGUGGAACCCUGCCCCUGUGUGAGGUGAGGCCUGGUUGCCUGGUGACUGCCCCAGGGCGGCCACCUGCUGCCAGCCGCAGUGUGCUUGCCGUGCUCGCCCUUGGCACGGCUCCCCCACCCCCUGCCGCCAUGUCUCGGCAGCUCAACAUGGACACGCUGCGGCAGAACUUCUGGAAGGAGGACUAUUUAAGGGAGAAGAUGUUGCGCUGUGAAUGGCACCGCAAGUACGGGUCGCUGGUGAAAGCCAAGCAGAAGGCUAAGGCCGCAGCCCGACUGCCCCUGAAACUGCCCACCCUGCAGCCCACGGCCCCACCCGCACCCCCUCCUGCCCCCGGAGCAGCCCCUCCCAAGGCGCCCAGCCCUGCCGCAGAGGCUCCCCUGCAGUCGGAGAUGUGCCCGGUGCUGCCCGCCACCCGGGCCCUGCUGUACGAAGGCAUCUCCCACGACUUCCAGGGCCGCUACCGCUACCUGAGCACGCGCAAGCUGGACUUGCCCGAAACACGCUACCUCUUCCCCAUCACCACCAGCUUCACAUACGGCUGGCAGCUCGGCCCCCCAGCGAAGCAAGAACUGGUCUCCUGCAAGAUGUGCCGCAUCGAGUCGUUCUUCCGCAAGAACGGGGCCUUUGCUCUGCUUGACCCCCGGGACCUGGCCCUGUGACCUUGGCCCAGGCCCUGGGCUUAGGACAGAGAAGAAU